Messenger RNA from Plasmopara halstedii, 525 nucleotides. RefSeq lists its product as uncharacterized. The transcript is spliced from 2 exons. Gene Ontology annotation, cellular component: dynactin complex. Gene Ontology annotation, biological process: cytoskeleton-dependent cytokinesis. The coding region runs from base 1 to 525 and encodes 174 amino acids. Lineage: Eukaryota; Oomycota; Peronosporomycetes; Peronosporales; Peronosporaceae. The record is from RefSeq and is a predicted model, not a curated record.
AUGGACGUGCUCGAAAACCGGGUAGCGCUCCUGCAAGCAAAGGUUGUAGGCUCAUCGCCGUGUGGUAGAAAUACACUCAUUGACCGUCUGCAAAGACUCCAGAAUCAGCUAGACCAGCUUUCAGCGGCCGUUUCUGGGUCUGUUAAGCUCCGCGAACUCUAUCAGGAGCACGUCGAUCAUUUGCAGCUCACAUCUGUGAUAACUUUCACACACAGCAGUUCCAAAGCUGGCGAUGAGCUAAAACGUGCAGUCAUUUUGAGUUCAGCUGACCACCUGCAAGAAAUCUCUACCCAACUUCAGCAGCUGCAGCAACUAACGUGUGUGUUGGAUCAAUUACGCUCCCCAGAAGCCCAGCUGAAAAUGCGGUUGACACAGAUCGAGGCUUUAAGCGAUCAACAGCGUGAACGUGCUCUGGCAUUUCAUCAAAAAGUCGAGAAAAUGCUGACAAUGUACCAGCAGAUGGUGCUUGUAUUAUCGGAAAAGUGUGUGGAGUACAAUGCAUUACUGGAUCAGCUGCAGGCUUAA